Molecule: messenger RNA, 3027 nt
Organism: Camellia sinensis
Lineage: Eukaryota; Viridiplantae; Streptophyta; Magnoliopsida; Ericales; Theaceae
Source: RefSeq, a predicted model, not a curated record
AGCUAAGAACAAGCAUCAGCUUUCUCUCUCUCUCUCUAAAAAACAGCCGUUGCAGAGCUUCUAUGGAGACCAGGAUAAUCAAAGCUAAGCAAGAGGGAAUGAACUGAAGAAGAAUUGCUCUCCAGAAUCUCUCAAAUUCUUUGAACUGCCGUUGAUUAUCUUGUGUGUGUGUGUGUCUCUCUCUCUCUCUCUCUCUGGUACGUUCUAAUAUCUAUCUCUUUGUCUCUGAUCAUGUUGAGAGAGAAAGAUCUUUCAUCUGAUGGUGUCUGUGGCUGUGAAAGCUCUCAGACCAUGGUCACACAUCACAUUUCUGAGCAAAAUCUGGAGAACCCAGAUGAUAAAAUCGGAUUUCCUGAAAAGGGUAUUGAUUUUCUGAGAAAAUCAGACAUGGGUUGUGAUGGGUUUCAGUCAAAACCCUCAAAAACAGGGAAUUCUGGCUCUCAAGAGCUGACCCUAAGCUAUCUCUGUGAUAAUUCCAAGAUGGCUUUUCCCGAGAAAGAGAUUCCCGGGAAAAAUUUACUGAAUUCUUUAGAGAAAGUGAGUUACAAAGGAAAAGAAAUAGUUUGCGAGGAUCAAAUUCAAGAGAAUAAUAGAUGGGUAGAGAGAGAUUUUCUUCAGUUGGAUGAGGCUAAAGGGAAUUCAUCAUCCAACAGAGAGGCUGAUGAUGAAGAUAUUGAGAGAGAGAAGAGAGACAAGAAGCCUAAGCUAGAGACUCUCAAUCUGUCUCUAGCUUUGCCUGAUGUGUCUCUCUCUCUAGCCGCAUCGAAUCCGGUGCCAAAUGCUGAUCUUCCGGCUAGGCUUUGGCCUAGCCGAAGUGUACAGUCAUUGGAACCGUCAAAUAACAAUACCCAAACAACGUACUCUAAUGAUUUUACUGCUGCUUCGUUGUCGUAUUCGUAUUCGCACCAGUUUUCGCACAAUCCCAGUUGCUCGCUCACCCGGAAUUCUACUGAGAAUUAUGAGUAUUCUGUGGGGACUGGGAGUCAUAGGAGAGACUGUGAGAUUUGGAAUGGUGGGGAGGGGACUAAUGGUUCGGUUCAUAGUCGAUUUAGGCCAAUUGGAGAUGGGGUUGCAUUGUCCAAUCAUGGUGGUGGAGCGUUUUCGUUGAUGCAAGCUAAUCGUGCUGUCAAUAAGGAUUCAUGUAACAAUAGUCUUUACCAUACAACAAGUUCUGAUAAUCAUUCAUUUUUUCCUUCCGAGCUGCCUGCAAUGCUUAGGAUGGACACUCAAUCGGGUGAUUCAAGAGGAAGAGGUUCGGAGCACGUGAGAGGGGUGGAGAAUUUGGAUGGUGGAAGGGCCUCUAAGCUGUCUAGACCUGAAAGGAUUCUUCGUGAAAUUAUAUCCGAGUCUAUCCCUUUCAUGUCUCAAAUAAUUCAAGAACUUCCCGAUGAAACAGUUGAGUCAACGAAGGAAUACUUGAAGAAUCUCAUUUCAAUGCCUGAGAAAAGAGAGGAAUUAGUGAGCCUCCAGGAUCGGCUCGAGAGAAGAUCUGAUCUAACCAAAGAGACACUUUCCAAGUCCUACAAAACCCAAUUGGAAAUCUUGGUUGCUAUCAAAAUGGGCCUUGGAGCCUUCUUAUCGAGCAAAAUUUGCAUUCCCACAACAGAGCUGGUGGAAAUUUUCUUACUUGAAAGAUGUCGAAAUGUGAAUUGCAAGAGGAUGUUGCCCGUUGAGGACUGUGACUGCAAGAUAUGCUCAACAAAGAAAGGGUUUUGUAGCGAGUGUAUGUGUCCGGUCUGUUUGAACUUCGAUUGUGCAAGCAACACUUGCAGUUGGGUUGGCUGUGAUGUUUGUGCUCAUUGGUGCCACGCUGCAUGUGGAAUCCAAAAGAAUCUCAUCAAGCCAGGUCCCAGCUUGAAGGGGCCGUCAGGGACGAGUGAGAUGCAAUUUCACUGCCUUGGUUGUGGUCACGCUUCGGAGAUGUUUGGGUUUGUGAAAGAUGUGUUUAUGUCCUGUGCAAAGGAUUGGGGUCUAGAAACCCUAUUGAAGGAGCUUGAUUGUGUGGGGAAAAUCUUUCGGGGAAGUGAAGAUUUCAAAGGCAAGGAGCUGCAUAUUAAGGCCGACGAAAUGCUCUCCAAGCUUGAAAAUAAACUGAUGUCGCCUUCGGAUGUCUGCAAUUUCAUCCUUCAGUUUUUCAACUACACAGAUGGCAUGUCAGACUUCACCUCUUCGAGUGUGCCUCCAAAAGAAUUGCUGGCAAACCAAACUAACCCUAGGAAUGAUGCAGCCCCUCUUCGUACACCCAAGUCACUGCCUCCAAAGUCUUGUUUCUACAACAUGAACUCGUUGCAGCAUGAUCUACAUCAGAGUGAUCUGAACACUACCCCCAUGGGAGACAAAAUGAUCAAAGAUGAGUGGUCCGUGAAGUCAUCCUCAUCGAAGAAAGAUGGGUAUGACAGCUUGGAAAGCAUUGUGCGGAUUAAGGAAGUUGAAUCUAGAAUGUUCCAAAACCGAGCAGAUGAAGCGAGGAGAGAAGCAGAGAAUUACAGGCGGAUGGUGCGGAUGAAGAAUGAGAAAUUGGAAGAGGAGUAUGCCGAGAAGCUUGCCAAACUGUGUUUGCAGGAAACCAAGGAAAGGAUGAGGAAAAAACAGGAGGAGGUUAAGAUGUUGGAAAAUUCACAUUUCGAUUACUACAAGAUGAAGAUGAGAAUGCAAACUGAGAUUGCAGGAUUGUUGGAGAGAAUGGAAGCAACAAAGCAACAGUGGGUAUAACUUUUUUUCUACCUUCGAGUAUGUUAUUACCUAGUUUUCGGUUUUGCAUUUUGAAUUCUGGUUGUUUCUUCAAAUGGAAAUUGGAAGAUUGUUUCUGUUGUAAAAUAGGUUUUUUUUCUUUUUUUAAAAAAAAUCCUCCACCUUCUGUAGUCUGAUGUGGAAAUUGAUGUUUGAUUGAAGAUGUCUGAAACUCAGCAAUGAGGAAAAAGAGCUGAUAUGAGAAACUAUUGAAAUAUUGCUCUACAUAAUUUGUAGCAUUUGUGUUUUUGUUGUUUCAUAAUGUAUUUUGAAGUGCAUAAAACUAUGUACCCAGAA